Molecule: messenger RNA, 1882 nt
Organism: Cuscuta campestris
Lineage: Eukaryota; Viridiplantae; Streptophyta; Magnoliopsida; Solanales; Convolvulaceae
Source: the annotation of a GenBank genome assembly
UGAAAUUUUGAAUGAAAUUUUAUCUAGAAGAACAUCAGCUUAGAAAUAGUAGAAUCAUAUGGGGAUUGAGGUUAAUUUUGGAAUCAUAGGGGAUAACCGGAUAAGCGUACAAAUUUAGCAAAAUCACAUAAUAUUAGUUCAAUAAUAUUAGUUCAAUAAUUUAGCAAAGUGAUUACAAUGGCGGAUUCGGGCCGCCCCAGCCGCUGCUCGGAUUCUGAAAGCAGCGACUGCAGCCUAAGCCUGGAUUCCGAAAUCCUUUGCCGCCACCGCCACCGCCACCGCAGGCUCAACCACGGGGCCAACAAGAUAAAAGGUUUCUCAAAUUACUACUCGUUCGAUAACCUGUGCGAGAGCUUGUUAAUUGAUAUAUUUUCUAGGCUCCCGUGCCGAACAGCUGCCCAAUUGAAAUUGGUAUGCAAGUUCUGGAAUUCUCUCAUCUCUUCAGCCUAUUUCGUUAGGGUUUUCAAUCACCGCCGUCACGACCCGUUCUCUCCGGCCACACAAGAUCCGGAAUCGCCGCCGUACAGACUUUUAUUCGUAUUUCACCGUCAUCGUAGAUUUCGUAGUAUGGCACAUGACUACCUGUCAGUUGCUCACUGUAGUUCCAGUGGCGCCGUGCGGCGGGUGGACAGGGUUGAUUUGAGUUUUCUUCCACAUCGCAGAAUUGGAGUGAAUGCUUCUUGUGAUGACCUGAUUUUAUGCUCUUUUAGUGAGCCUCCUGGCUCUGAUUGGACAACAGUUUUCUAUGUGUGUAAUCUGCGAACCCGGCAAUGGGUUCAUCUUCCUCCAGCCCUUCAUCCUGGCCACCUUUCAAAAGAUUAUAUCAUCGGCCUGCUCUGUGAUCCUGCACCCUGUUCCCUUUGCCUCCACAAACAUGGAGGAUGUGUAGACAAUAAUCAUGACUUUAAAUUUAUGGUGGUGCUAAUUCGAAAGGUUAAAUUUCAUGAAGGAGAAACAAUUCAAGGUGAGCCGGUUCCCCUGAUGGAGAUGGUGCUCUUUUCAUCCGAAGAUGGUCAAUGGAGGAGUCUUAUGGUUCCAUCCCCGGUGGAUUUAGCAGACAUGGACAAAGGGAAUGUUGUUCCAUAUAAAGGGAAGUUGCACUGGCUGAAUGAGGAUCAUGUUCUAGUGUAUGAUCCUUAUAAUGAUCCGAAUAAACUUUCUCAUGUCAUUAAAUUGCAGCUUGCCGGCUAUCCUUACAUCAAUGGACAGAGCAUUGGCGUGUUCCAAGGUCGACUUCGUGUAGCUUACACUACAUUUCUUGAGGCGCCAAUAUUUCAUUACGUGUGGGAACUCGAGGACUAUGACACGGGGAAGUGGAGGUUGGUGCACAAGCUUCAGGGUACCGAUCUAAAUUCCACAGAGGAGUUUAUCCUUCAUGAUGGAAAUGCUUUCUGCAUGGGAGAAAACAGAUCUCGUGUAUGGCUACUCAACUUGCAGAGAAGAAUGGAGGGUGGGGAUCACGAGUUUGAGUUGGUUGACCGCGACCAUAAAUUUUACUCCCGUAAUGUGGAUGUCUAUCAGAUUGCAGAUCUUUGGUGGCCUACACCAGUGCCACCCUUGACAUGCUACCAAGGUCUGAUAGAUUGGUCCUUGCUUCUGCCUACAGAAGACACACGCAGCUGAGAAAAUGGUUGCCAAAGUUGCGGAAUUGUUCAUGAAUGAUGACGGAGUAGUACGGUAUGAGGCGGUCUUGCGCAGGAAAUGAUCAUACAUUAGAGCUUCUUCUUUAAUUUACUUUUUUUUUUAAUUUUCAUGAAAGAGGAGAAGAUUGUGAAGACGGUGGGUGCUAAUGAAUGAUUUUACACCCUGCUACGUACUAGAAAAAGAUGAGGAGAAGUAGGCUCUUAUUUGUUUCAAAUGUACUGACUUUUUUUUGUGAGGU